UGCCAGGGAAUAAAACAUAGUAUCUGGUGAGUUCCUUUAAAAAAAAAAAGUUUCAGAGAAUAUAUAGAACCUCCAAACCUUCCCACAAAGAAAAUGUAAACACUGAGGGAUGGAAGGUGAAUUUACUUUACCUUUUUGGCAUCAUCACCAUGACAUUUCAUUACAACAAACAUUGCCUGAAGUUAGUUCAAAUUCCCAUUCUAUUCACUUGUUACAGUUUUUCCCUCAAGCAAUCAAGGAAGAAACGUGUCCACUGCUUUAAGAGGUGCCAGCAUCUUAUUUUUGUUCAGCUGUCCCAAUGGGGUUUUCUCCAAGUAAAUCUGCUACUCAGGUUUCUGCUUUGCGUAUGGAUUCAAAAGUGAGUGAUCACUUAAUGCAAAGGACUAAGAAAAGCAAAUUGGAGCCAGUGACUCAGUUAUUUCAAAACACCAAGAAAAUAAGAUUAGAAGAUCCAAAUAAAGAAGUCUUUACAAGGAGCAAAGACACUGGCACAGGAUAUCUUUCAGACAAAGCCUUGGGUCCAGUAAUGUGUGUUAAAGAAAGUGAUGGGAAAUGA
Messenger RNA from Odocoileus virginianus texanus, 556 nucleotides. RefSeq names its product chromosome 2 C2orf15 homolog (gene C2H2orf15). The record is from RefSeq and is a predicted model, not a curated record. NCBI's taxonomy places the organism in Eukaryota, Metazoa, Chordata, Mammalia, Artiodactyla, Cervidae.